Lycium ferocissimum is the source of this 609-nucleotide messenger RNA. RefSeq lists its product as uncharacterized. The coding region runs from base 24 to 557 and encodes 177 amino acids. The record is from RefSeq and is a predicted model, not a curated record. The transcript has a single exon. Lineage: Eukaryota; Viridiplantae; Streptophyta; Magnoliopsida; Solanales; Solanaceae.
AUCACCUUGAUGAGAGCUUGAAAAUGGAAUAUCUCACUGUUAAAGAUCCUCUUAUGCUGUGGAAUAAUUUAAAAGAUAGAUAUGACCACUUGAAGAUGGUUGUGCUUCCACAAGCACGUUUUGAUUGGAUCCAUCUGAGGCUACAAGAUUUUAAAUCUAUUUGGGCGUAUAAUUCUGCCAUGUUUAAAAUUAUUUCUCAGUUGAAAUUAUGUGGUGAAAAUAUCACUGAUCAUGAUAUGCUGGAGAAAACAUUCUCCACUUUUCCUGCCUCGAGUAUGCUCCUGCAGCAGCAAUACCGAGAGAUGAAGUUCAAGAAAUAUUCUGAUCUAAUCUCACAUCUUCUAGUGGCUGAACAACAUAAUGAAUUAUUAAUGAAAAAUCAUGAAAGCCGACCUACUGGUACUGCCCCAUUCCCUGAAGUGAAUGAGGCAAAUUUUUCCCAUUCUAGGCGUGGAAGAGGUCGUGGCCCCAGUCGUGGUCAUGGCCGUGGUCGAGGAAGAAAUUUUAAUCAUGAUUCUCGUCUUGCACCAAAUAACACCCUUCACCACCAAAGAUAGGUAAAAAAAGGUGAAAAGCAUGAAGUUGUGCAAAAGAAAGAUUCAGAAAAUA